AUGAAGGUUUCAUGCAAACUUUCGUGCUGUUUUGGGCUUUUAACAUCGUUGAUGUUGUUUUCAGUUGCAAGGUCUCAACUAAGCACUGAUUUUUAUUCAUCAACAUGCCCAAAUCUUUUGAAAAUCGUCCGUACAGAGGUCCAAAAAGCAAUCAUGAAUGAAAUCAGAAUGGCUGCUUCUUUGCUUAGGCUGCAUUUCCACGAUUGUUUUGUAAAUGGCUGCGAUGCAUCGUUGCUGUUGGAUGGAAGUAAUAGUGAGAAGCUUGCAGUGCCUAACUUGAACUCUGCAAGAGGAUUUGAAGUAGUAGAUACGAUAAAGAAUGCUGUGGAAAGUGCAUGUGCUGGAGUUGUAUCAUGUGCUGAUAUACUAGCUAUAGCUGCCAGAGAUUCAGUUCUCUUGAGUGGAGGACCUGCAUGGAGAGUUUUACUUGGUAGGAGGGAUGGAUUAGUUGCAAAUCAGACAGCAGCCAAUGCAUCAGUACUUCCUGGUCCUUUUGAUCCACUAAACACAAUCAUUGCCAAGUUUGCUGCUGUAGGCCUUAACGUGACAGAUGUUGUUGCCUUAUCUGGUGCACAUACCAUUGGCUUAGCAAAGUGCGCCGUGUUCAGCUCAAGGUUGUUCAACUUCUCCGGCACUGGUGCUCCAGAUGGUACAAUGGACACCAGCAUGGUGUCUGAUCUGCAAAGCCUUUGUCCUCAAACUAGCGAUGGAAACAACACAGCCCCGCUAGAUAGGAAUUCCAGGGAUUUGUUUGACAACCAUUACUUUCAAAACUUGCUCAGUGGCAAGGGACUGCUUCAAUCUGACCAAAUCCUAUAUUCUAGUGAUGCAGCAGCAUCGACCACCAGAAGUAUCGUUGAAAAUUAUAGCAAAAAUUCUGUACUUUUCUUCAAUGACUUCGUGAAUUCCAUGAUCAAGAUGGGCAACAUAAGCCCAUUGACUGGUUCAAGCGGACAGAUCCGGAAGAACUGCAGAGUUGUUAACUCGUAG
Messenger RNA from Coffea eugenioides, 990 nucleotides. Its product is annotated as peroxidase N. The record is from RefSeq and is a predicted model, not a curated record. The coding region runs from base 1 to 990 and encodes 329 amino acids. NCBI's taxonomy places the organism in Eukaryota, Viridiplantae, Streptophyta, Magnoliopsida, Gentianales, Rubiaceae. The transcript has 4 exons. Gene Ontology annotation, biological process: hydrogen peroxide catabolic process; response to oxidative stress. Gene Ontology annotation, molecular function: heme binding; peroxidase activity.